Messenger RNA from Gloeophyllum trabeum ATCC 11539, 264 nucleotides. RefSeq lists its product as uncharacterized. NCBI's taxonomy places the organism in Eukaryota, Fungi, Basidiomycota, Agaricomycetes, Gloeophyllales, Gloeophyllaceae. The annotation marks the transcript as partial. The record is from RefSeq and is a predicted model, not a curated record. The transcript has 2 exons.
GAGUAUCGACUCUGGUGCUCACAAAAUAACUUCGUUUCGAUGAUAAAGGACGAUGUCGAGGCUCGAAAGGCUCAAGCAGCAACCCAGCAAGACCAGCAAACGCUGGACAGUCAUAUCCGCUCAACGCCACGGAGUUCGGUGAUCACCUACUCAGACGAGUCGUUCAAGGAGCUUGCUGUGAAGUGGCUGGUGAGGACAGAUCAGCCGCUUAGUGCGCUCGAACACCCAGCUUUCGUCGAUAUGAUAGAGAUGGCUGCCAAGGCC